AUGAGUUCGGAUGAGCGUCGUGCUCUCGAAGCACUCAAAGAGGACAAAAAUGCCACCAUUGAAGAUUGGCAGGAAGGCUGCGAUGAUAGCUUCGGCGAUGUCUGGAAUGGGACUGAAUCGAUUGCCAUCAGUCACGCUGGUGGCGAAUUUGCUGACCUUGCAAGAGAGGUGUUGGGAGACUUCUGGAAAACAAACAAUCGUGUUCGACGCGUGGAUAACCGCACGCGUCGUGAUCGCAUCCUCCGCAGAAACCAGGCGUUUACAGAGCAGAUGCCUGCGAUGAUCGACGCUUACCUUGCCUGGAGCCUGGCAAAAUCGAAGGAAGAGUUCAAGAGUUUUUUUGAGAGAUUGCGGAAUGAGGAGCUGGAGAGCAACUCGGACUAUGGUGAAUGGUCAAUUAGUGUUAUUGACGUGUUCUACGCUUCGAAAGUGACUCUUCGAAUCUUACCAAUAGACGCCACCAUCUGCUCUGCAAUGGUGUGUCAAGGUGUCAUGCCGUGUUCGCCGAUAUCACCAACUGUAGGAAUCACUACAGAAGCUCUUGACUUAUACCGUGUCGCGCAUCUUAGAAGUCCUCAUUUGUCUAUUCAAGCUUUCGUGAAAACCGUGUGCGACUUGCAUGGGGUGGAAUUUCAUAGACAUCUCUCACGUCAAUUUUCUAUCGCGUUCGACACAUAUCUUCAAAUUCGACGCUCUGUGGCAGAUAUCGUAGCCGAAUCGCUUCAGCGCAACUCACCUGACUGGCGCCUUAAACACGCGUGCCCUACAUGCACAUAUGAACUCACUGACGAAGAAGCACUAACAUUCAGAUUAUUAUAUUCUAUGGACGGUAACGACUCUUUAAAACGAGUCCUGCGGAGGUCUUUAGACCAUGACACCGACGACUCUCUCGCUCCCUCGUCUGAAGUUCCUACGGGCCAACAAUUCACGAGUGACCGGUACCUACCUCGUGCAUUUGUAGACCGGUAUUCUCGAGAGUCCGAAACGACAACAGCUGUAGGUGACGAGGAAGAUGCAGCCACUGAAGACUCUUGCGCUGGACGAUGGAAAAAUAUGGACGACGCUAAAACAAAGAAAGCGUGGGGGAUAUACGACGAAACAGGUAUAUUCGUGGCUGUUUGCCGUCACGGAUUUAUGUUACUUGUCGCGGACAUGGUACAGAGCGGUGAACUUGCAAAGUAUCCCCUUGCUGUCGUUGCAAAGUUGCUGGACGUAUUCGGGAAACAAUUAGGAAGUGGGUACGACAUUGGUUGCCAGUUUAAGACGACACUCGACAACAGCUCCCUUGGACCGCUCGCACGCUCGCUUCAACACACCUGCCUGGUUGGCGCCUUCCACGGACAUGCUCACAGGCGCUUGUGCCAGCUGUUUUCACUCACAACGUACAUCAAGGGUCUGGGCCUCGAGGAUCUCGAAACUGUAUUCCAUCGGCAGCAGGCUAUCGACUGUUAUUUCGAGCACAACGACGAUUUUGAGGUCUACGCUAAUCUUUCCAAUUUUUUGUACUCUAACUACAAACAAGCACUGGACAUCUUGAACGAUGGCGACACAACUCUACCGAAGCUCAUGCAAGACCUGAGACUCAUGGAUGAGAGCAUUUUUGAGCGCUGGCUAGAGGAAGAGAAGACCUACCUCCAAGGUCUAACGCGAGAACCCGAAGAUGAGACCUUGCAGAUGGAGUAUUGGCAGAAGUUGGUAAAUUUCACCGCAAGCGAAGAGGCUCUUAAUGCUGCGAUGGAAGCCUUUCAGGUCUAUUCUCACCAUGAGGCCGCGUCAUAUGACAUUCAGAUGCGAGAUACCCGCAAAGCGGAGACUGCACGACGUCACACUGUCGAGGACCACGAGAGGAAUUCAAAACUUGUUCAAGCACUCGAACGCAAACUCGAGAUCACGAUGCGCUGGACCCCUGAGGAUGCAGAUUGGCAGAGGGUGGGGAGGCUCGUUGCUCAUAGGAAGUACCAACGUGCAUUAGAUCGCCUCGAAGGACUGAUAGUCGCGCGCAUAUUUGAACUGACGAGGAUGAACCGGGCAGCUACAGGCUACAAGCUACGUAAACACAUCGCCAAGGCAUUACAAACACGCUCCAUCGCCAUCCGAAGUGCCCUCAACACAUACAAUGCCAUCGCCGAGGCAAUGCACCCUCCCCGCAAAACGCUUAAGUGGGACGAGGUCGUGGAGUAUGCGUUUCUAGCCGACUUUGACCUCUUACGCGACACACGUGCAGACGUGUCUCAACGGCCUUGGGCAUCGCCUGUUGCUCACAGGGCGAUGGACCUGUAUUUCAAGAUGUGCCGGGCGCGGGAGGAAAUUCAACGCUUGAACGUGGAGGUACGGCGCCUAGUGACAUACAUCCGAGACGAAGACAAAUACCUGCGGGCGUGCGAGGAUCAGUUGAAGGCUGUCAGUCCAACUCUUGCCCAUCAAGUCGCUAUACAUCGAAAUGUCCGAGGACGGUUCAACUCACGCCACCUAAAGCGGGUCCAUGAGAUAUCGACACUUCCUGGCUUCACCGGGACAAUAUCCCCAGGUAUAAGCACUAAUACAGGUCUCGGAGAAAGCUCCAGCACACCGAACGCGCAGAUCCCAUCACAAUUGCUGGUAGAACACUUACCUUUUGAUAACAUUAGACGACCUGCAGCGGCGCCGGAUACUCCGGAUGAGUUAGAUGAGGAGGAGCAGGAAGAGGAGGUGGAAGAGGAGGCAUCCAGAAGUUUGCAAGAUGUGCUCCGUGUUGCUGAUGAUCUCUCGCGACUGGAACUUCAUGAUCACGCCGAUGAGCAGUAG
This is a messenger RNA of Suillus plorans, 2784 nucleotides long. RefSeq lists its product as uncharacterized. The transcript is spliced from 9 exons. NCBI's taxonomy places the organism in Eukaryota, Fungi, Basidiomycota, Agaricomycetes, Boletales, Suillaceae. The record is from RefSeq and is a predicted model, not a curated record. The coding region runs from base 1 to 2784 and encodes 927 amino acids.